UACGGAUGGGCGGGACUUGCCAGCUCUAUAUCAAAUCAUUUCAAGAAGAGGCAUGGCUUCUGGGAAGCAAUAUGUGUCCUGUAGGUAGUGAUGGGAGAAAAGAAGCGUCUCAAAGCUUUGAAUCAAUUGGCUCGCAAAAUGAUUCACUGUUUCGAAUCUCCACACGCUGGCGACUCCUGCUGGUCAGGACAGUGAUGAAUCAUCUUCCUCUUCUGCUGCUGUACUUUAUCAUUUAUAGUGGAUCCUCCAGUAUAUCUGUGUCAGGAAAAAAGGGAGGAAUCGUCACUCUAUCCUGUGGAUCUGAGGACAGAGAGAUUGUGGAGAUCAGAUUAUACAGUGUGUCGAAACACAUCCCUGUGUGUGAGGAGAGAAACUGCAGCGGUCGAGUGUUUAAAGAAGGAUCAUGUGACGUCAUCAUCAACGACCUGAUCUACAGGGACGCUGGGAAAUACUUUACAUAUAUUUAUUACAUUAAUGAUCAGAGAGAACUGGAGCAUCAGACGAAGGAAUAUCUUCUUCAUAUUCACGGUGAGAUCUGUGUGAAGAAAGGAGAGGAUCUGAAGUUGGAUGUUUUGGUGACAAAAGCUGAUAAAGUGGAGAGAAACUCUGGCUCCGGCUGGACAGUGCUGUGGAGGAGAGGUCACGUGGUCAGCAAUGAUGGACUGAGCGUCAGUGAGCAGACUCUGAUCAUUAGUAAUUUUACAGCCAACGACUCUGGAACAUACAGAGCUCUGGACUCUAAUAAUGAAGCCUUGAUCACAGUCACAGUCACAGAAUCUGUUACAAACUCAAAGGGAAAUCUGAACAACACUGAAGAAGCCAAAACUGACGACACUGAACAUCGACCUGUAGAUCAUUGGAUGUUGCCGGUUGGACUGACUGUGGUUCUGCUGGUUCUGCCGGUUCUGAUUGGUGUCGUGAUAUACAGACGUUGCCACAGAGAUCACUCGAGGGUGGACAGCACUGACUUCAGGGAUCCAGAUGACAGUCUGCCAAGGGUCUGUGGAUCAUGAUGAAACUAGUGCUGUAGUUCUCCAGUUCAGUCUCUAGGGGUUUCUCGUUCAGUCGUCAUGGUUCACGAAUAUAGAUUGGCGAAUACAGAAAAUCCCCAAAAACAUCUCUGGAUGGUGAAAAUGACAUCUACCAUCGUCCUACUAUCCUUCAUAGCGUCAUCAAGUUUCGUCUUUGUUAUUGUUUUGAAAAGACGACCGCUGGCGGCCAAAGAAUGACACAUUGAAGCUUUAAAAGCGGCUAUAACACCACAGAGACUGGAUGUUUUUACGCACAAAGUUUGUUUAAUUGUGUCCCUCACCUAACACACCAGGGGCCUAUACCAUGAAGCCGGUUUAGGUGGCUAGCCAGCUAUGUUUCAGUUUAGUUUGCGCUUAUCCUGGGUUUUAGGUACUAUGAAAGCGGUUUGGCUUUUAGCAGUGUUCAUCGCCAUAGUAACUUACACUCCACGGCUAACCUGGUCCGGGGCAGGUGAUGCUCCAGGUAAGAGGUUGCAAAACGAACUUGUACCAAUCAGCUGUGAGCAAAGUGACACAUGUCUGACGCGAUAAAGUCACUCCACCUGCUUCUACUCCAAAUUAAAGGUCACUACAUAGCAAAUUAUUUUAAAGACAAAAUCAUCUGGCUUUUAGUAAUGCUUAUUUAGAAUGAUACAUUUGUAUGAUUUAGAAAUGAUGUAAUUAUUAUACCCUUAAACAAUAUCACAUGUAAUUUCAGUUCAUCAAUUCUUAUUAUGCAGAUUUUAAAUGAAUACUUACAUAAAGUUAAUAUAUUUUUGCUUUAGAAUACAUAAAUUAAGCAGCUAUAAAAUGACUAAAUGUAAGCUUAAAUGUUCAAUUCUCUAUACAUAUAUAUAACUUUUACUUGCACUGAUACAGUAGCGAG
This is a messenger RNA of Pimephales promelas (fathead minnow), 1896 nucleotides long. Lineage: Eukaryota; Metazoa; Chordata; Actinopteri; Cypriniformes; Leuciscidae. The record is from RefSeq and is a predicted model, not a curated record.